Gavialis gangeticus (Gharial) is the source of this 2682-nucleotide messenger RNA. RefSeq names its product WAP, follistatin/kazal, immunoglobulin, kunitz and netrin domain containing 1 (gene WFIKKN1). Gene Ontology annotation, biological process: negative regulation of transforming growth factor beta receptor signaling pathway. Gene Ontology annotation, cellular component: extracellular region. NCBI's taxonomy places the organism in Eukaryota, Metazoa, Chordata, Crocodylia, Gavialidae. Bases 562 to 2301 code for a protein of 579 amino acids. The record is from RefSeq and is a predicted model, not a curated record. The transcript has 2 exons. Gene Ontology annotation, molecular function: receptor antagonist activity; serine-type endopeptidase inhibitor activity; transforming growth factor beta binding.
CCCACCCCCACCCCACAGACAGACACACAUGCACACCCCAGACCAGCUUUCCGGCUCUGCGGGCUCUGAGUCAGUUUAUUUGUGUUGUCUGUUGAUACUCUGCAGCUUAACAAGCCCAAGAGGGUUAAGGGUGCGUUGAAAGCCGUGGCUGCAAAGCCAAAGCCCCCCUGAGCCUGGGAUUUAGAAGGCUCCUUGGCAAGCCAACUGGAUGAAGUUGGAUGGCACUUGGGAACCACAUGGACUGAUUCGUUCCCAGAAAGGGGGGGAUGUAAGGCCCCCACCUGGAAUUGCUCAUGCUGGGAUCUCUUUGGACUCCUGCGCUGGGAGAUGAUCAGCACAGAGCGCUGUAGGCUGCUGCCAGCAGAGAGCAAGGCAUGAAACGGAGCCCGGCAUCGGGCGUCGUGCCUGUGGGUAUCAUGCCCACUGGGCACUGGGCACACUAGAGCGGGAACUCGAGAGCACUGCACGUGAUCGCCUGGCUCAGUGAAUGUGAGUGUUUCUGCGUGAGAAGGAGCACACCCAGCGGAGAGCCCUCCUGGCCGGAGAGCCAGGGGCAGACUGAUGCCUCUCUGGAGUUUCGGAGGCCGGGGGCUGAAGAGGAAAAAAGGGAAGCGGAAGCUCGCGGGGGCAAGCCAGCCAGACCCCAUGCUGGCGGUACUUGUCUUGGCUCUCCUGUCUGUCCUGGCAGAGGGGGCCAGCCUCCAGCCAAUCAGAAUGAGCCACCUGGGGGUAUGCCCCAACCAGCUGAACCCCAACCUGUGGGUGGAUGCCCAGAGCACCUGCGAGCGGGAGUGCCACACGGACCAGGACUGUGAAGGCUUUGAGAAGUGCUGCACCAAUGUCUGCGGGUUGCGGAGCUGUGUGGCAGCCCGCUAUGCUGACGGGAGCCUCUCCUCCCUGGAGCUGGCACAGGAGGCCACAUGUGAGAGCUUUGUGUGCACCCAGCAGGGCUCAGACUGCGACAUCUGGGAUGGGCAGCCCAUCUGCAAAUGCAAGGAUCGCUGUGAGAAGGAGCCCAAUUUCACUUGCGCCUCAGAUGGGCUCACCUACUACAACAAGUGCUACAUGGAUGCUGAGGCCUGCAUCCGGGGCAUCAGCCUCACCGUGGUGCCUUGCAAGUACAUCUUCACUUGGCCCAACACCAGCCCAGUGCCCCUAGAGACCACAGCCCGGCCCACCCCCGGGGCUGCUGCCGAGGUACCCAUCCCACCUGCCCUCUACAACAACCCCUUCCACCAGUCGGUCUACGUGGGUGGCACUGUGAGCUUCCACUGUGAUGUGAGCGGCCGGCCCCGGCCAGACAUCACCUGGGAGAAGCAGAGUGACCACCAGGAAAACUUCAUCAUGCGGCCUGACCAGAUGUAUGGCAAUGUGGUGGUCACCAACAUCGGCCAAUUGGUCAUCUACAAUGCUCAAUAUGAGGAUGCUGGCAUCUACACCUGCACAGCCAGGAACUCCGCUGGGCUUCUCCGUGCCGACUUCCCCCUCUCUGUCAUCAAGAGGGAGCACUCCAGUGGGGAGCCUCGCACCCCCAGCACCCAGCAAUUCCCCAACACUGAGUGCCUGAAGGAGCCGGACAAGCAGGACUGUGAGGCCCGGCAGGUGCGCUGGCACUUCGACCCCAAGAAGGGCUCCUGCAUCACCUUCCGCUAUGGUGGCUGUGGUGCCAACCAGAACCACUUUGAGACCUACGAGGAGUGUCGCUCAGCCUGCGUGAGCAGUGCCGUCAACAUGUGUCUGCUCCCUAUGGUGCAGGGCCCCUGCAAAAACUGGGAAGCUCGUUGGGCCUACAACCACCUCAUGAAGCAGUGCCACUCCUUUGUCUAUGGUGGUUGUGAGGGCAAUGACAACAACUUUGAGAGCAAGGAGAGCUGCGAGGAUGUCUGCCCCUUCCCAAAGACCCUCCAGUGCAAGGCCUGCCGCCUGAAGAGCAAGAUGGUGCUGAGCCUCUGCCGCAGUGACUUUGCCAUCGUAGGCCGCCUCAUGGAAAUCAUUGAGGACCAGGACUCUGGCAUUGCCCGCUUCGCCCUGGAGGAUAUCCUCAAGGAUGAGAAGAUGGGCCUCAAGUUCUUCAACAUCAAGUACCUGGAAGUGACCUUGACUGACAUGGACUGGAGUUGCCCUUGCCCCAACAUGACCACAGAGGACGGGCCCCUCAUCAUCAUGGGAGAGGUUCAUGAUGGGAUGGCUGUGCUGGACCCCAACAGCUAUGUCCGGGCCGCCAACGACAAACGAGUGAAGAAGAUCUAUGAGUUGAUCGAGAAGAAAACUUGUGAGCUGCUUAACAGGUUCCAGGACUAGCCUAGCAGUGUUCCCUCAGCAGGUGCAGCCAGGGGGGCACCUCUGUACAGGGCAUCCAGCCAAAUAGACAACCCAGCCUUCAUCUCUCCAAGUAGCCAGUUACAAGCCAGCCCUGGGAUCAUGGAGUGAACUCUGGUUAGCUGCCUGUUUCCAGCAUCCCAAGCCCCUCAGAGCGGUCUAUCCCAAACCCAGAGACCUCAGGCCACCAUGAUGGACCAGUAGUUUAUUUGGUUGGUUGGGUUGGGUUUUUUUUGUUCCCACUUUGUUCCAUGGUGAUGAUGAGCUCAGUAACUACCUGUGUCUGACUGUAAUUUAUGUGUCCGUAUGUCUUGUCCAUGUAACUUGUCAAGUCCUGACUCUGAAUAAAAAACAUUAUCCUUA